AUGGCCAACACCACUAUCCUGGCUGCCAACAAGACGGACUGCGAGGAAGUCCUUAUCCCCAAUGAGGUCUUUUUCGCCGUGGGCAUGGUGAGCCUCUGUGAGAACCUUCUGGUGGUGGUGGCUGUGAUCCGAAACAGGAAUCUGCACUCCCCUAUGUACUGUUUCAUCUGCAGCUUGGCCCUCUUCAACACCAUCUCCAGCCUCUCCAAGACCUGGGAAAACGUCAUGCUGGUCUUCUCUGACGCCGGCCACCUGAACUCCCGGGGCUUCUCAGAACGGCAGGUGGACGACGUGAUGGACACCCUGCUCUGCAUGUCCUUCAUGGGCUCCAUCUUCAGCUUCCUGGCCAUCGCCGUGGACCGCUACAUCACUAUAUUCCACGCCCUGCGCUACCACAACAUCAUGACCAUGAGGCGGGCGGGAACCACACUCGCCGCCAUCUGGGGACUUUGCGGCGGCAGCAGCGCGGUGGCGAUCGUCUUCUUCCAGGCAGCCGCCAUCAAGACCUGCUUCAUCGUGCUCUUCCUCACCUGCCUGAUUCUCAUCCUCUUCCUCUACGUCCACAUGUUCCUUCUGGCCCGGCAACACGCCGGAAAGAUCGCCUCGCUGCCCGGCAACUCGCCACGGCAACGGAGCAACAUGAGGGGCGCCCUGACGCUCACCAUCCUCUUUGGUGUCUUCAUCGCCUGCUGGUCUCCAUUUUUUCUCCACUUGCUGAUUGUCACAGUGUGCCCUCAGAACCCGUAUUGUGAGUGUUACCGGUCCCUGUUCCAUGUCCAUCUCAUCUUAUUGAUGAGCCACGGGGUCAUUGAUCCGGCCAUUUACGCGUUCCGCAGUGCUGAGCUCCGGAGUACCUUUCGGAAGAUGUUCUGCUGUUCUGACUCAAGGAUGUGCAGCUGCUUUGUUUGA
Molecule: messenger RNA, 909 nt
Organism: Conger conger (European conger)
Lineage: Eukaryota; Metazoa; Chordata; Actinopteri; Anguilliformes; Congridae
Gene: mc2r
Product: melanocortin 2 receptor
Exons: 1
Coding region: 1-909 (302 amino acids)
Biological process (GO): G protein-coupled receptor signaling pathway
Cellular component (GO): membrane
Molecular function (GO): melanocortin receptor activity
Source: RefSeq, a predicted model, not a curated record